Plectropomus leopardus (leopard coralgrouper) is the source of this 867-nucleotide messenger RNA. Lineage: Eukaryota; Metazoa; Chordata; Actinopteri; Perciformes; Serranidae. The record is from RefSeq and is a predicted model, not a curated record.
ACUCCAUCAUCAGUAUUCACACCCACAUCCUGGACCUGGACCUGAACCUGAACCCAGCCAUGUGUCCUUAAAGAGUGACAGGUCUAUGGCUCUUCCUGUUCACUUGAGAGAUAAACACCCCUCUGAUCAAAAGAUCCACCAUAAGAGUCCAGACUCUUCUGGACCUGGACCUGGACUCAGCUGUGUGUCCUUUCAGAGUGACCAUUCUGUUAGUCAGCCUCUUAACUUCACAGGUGGAUCAUUGUUUUCUGACCACAGAUCAAAGUACCAACAGAGACCAGACUCUCCUGGACCUGAACCCAGCUAUGUGUCCUUAAAGAGUGACUGGUCUAUGGAUCAUCCUGUUCACUUGAGAGAUAAACACCACUCUGAUCAAAAGAUCCAGCAGCAGAGACCAGACCCUCCUAGACCUGGACCUGGACCCAGCUACAUGUUACAUCAGAGUGGCUGGUCUAUUGGUGAACCCGUUUACUUCAAAGAGGGAGAGCACUUCUCUGAUCUAAGAGGAAAUCAGAAGAGCUCAGAGGUUCUCCAUGGUCAAUCUGCCCAGCAGCAUCAAACACACCUGGACCUUAUAUUUAAGCUGCUUGAGGAGAACAUCGUCACUUUUGUAAAGAACGAACUGAAGAACAUCCGGAGAAUUCUCAGUCCAAAUGACCCAGAAUGCUCUAAUAUUCAGACUGAGGAUGAGGAGGUGUUGGAGGAUGAGGAGCAGAGGAGGAGCAGCAGCAGAGAGGCAUUUCUGAAGAUCACACUUAAUUUCCUGAGGAGAAUGAAGCAGGAGGAGCUGGCUGACUGUCUGCAGAGACGUUCUCUUGUUCCACUGUGCCAAAGAAAACUGAAGUCUGAUCUUAGGAAGAAGUUCCA